This is a messenger RNA of Phoenix dactylifera (date palm), 3095 nucleotides long. RefSeq names its product phosphatidylinositol 4-phosphate 5-kinase 6-like. Lineage: Eukaryota; Viridiplantae; Streptophyta; Magnoliopsida; Arecales; Arecaceae. Gene Ontology annotation, cellular component: plasma membrane. Gene Ontology annotation, biological process: phosphatidylinositol phosphate biosynthetic process. The record is from RefSeq and is a predicted model, not a curated record. Gene Ontology annotation, molecular function: 1-phosphatidylinositol-4-phosphate 5-kinase activity; ATP binding.
CUCCCUCCUCCCAUGCUCCCAUUUCCUUCGUCCCCAUUUCUCCGGAGAAGGAGAGAAGAGAGGGAAAGAGUUCUAAGAGUCAGAGAGUGGAUUUACGGAGAGAGAGAGAUGGAGCGAUUAUAGGGAGAAUGUUCAAAGAGCAACUCCGCGCGAAGGCGUGGGAGUCGACGGUGCGGAAGGCGCAGCGGCAGCACCAGUCCGGGCGGCGCCUGGGGUGCAUCUUCGCGCCGAUGUCCGUUGCCCCCGCCUCCGACGAGGACGCCAAGGACGACGAUGCCCUGCCGUCGGAGGAGCCCUAUCACGUUGAGUGCCUUUUACCCAACGGCGACUUCUAUACCGGCCAGUGGUCCGGCGGCCUCCCUGAGGGCACCGGAAAAUACCUCUGGACCGACGGCUGCAUGUACGAGGGCGAGUGGAGCCGCGGCAGAACCGCCGGGAAAGGAAAAUUCUCCUGGCCCUCCGGCGCCACGUACGAAGGCGGGUUCAAGGCAGGCUUCAUGGACGGCCUCGGCACCUACACCGGUUCCUCCGGCGACACCUACCGCGGUGCCUGGUCCAUGAACCUCAAGCACGGCUACGGUAAGAAGUCCUACGGUAACGGCGACUACUACGACGGCGAGUGGCGCUCCGGCGUCCAGGACGGCCAUGGACGCUAUAUCUGGCGCAGCGGCACCGAGUACGCUGGCCAGUGGCGCGCUGGCCUCCUCCACGGCAAAGGCUCCCUCGUCUUUGCCAAUGGGAAUAGGUACGACGGCGGGUGGGAGGACGGCGUCCCCAGGGGCAACGGCAGGUUCCGCUGGGCCGACGGCAGCCUCUACGUUGGCGUCUGGAGCAAGGACGACGCCGAGAAGAAGGGGGUAUACUACCCGUCGGCGGCGGCGACGUCGCCCACCGCGCGGGACCCGCGGGAGGCCUUGGCCGCCGAGCUGCCGGGGUGCGAGAUUUGCCCCGGCGAGACCGUUUUGAUUCCCCCGUCCCAGAAGACCGUCAGCUGGUCCGGCCUCGAGCAGGUCAGCUCGAAGCCCCCGCUCCGCCCCCGGCUGAGGGCCUCCGUCGAUGCCAAAGGCGGCGCCGGCGCCCCGGCGCCGAGGCGGCCCAGUGGGCGGACCAAGCCCAUCAUUGGGCUGAACAGCAACGGCGAAGGGAAGAGUGGGUUCGAGAAGAUUUGCAUCUGGGAGUCUGAUGGGGACGUUACCUGCGACAUUGUGGAUGGGAGCUCGGUCGUGGGUGGCGGAGGGACGGAGGUGGCGGAUGAUGUGAUGGUGGGGUGGCGAUCGGUGGACGUGGACUCGAGGGUGUUCAGGACCCCGCCGCAGGUCCGAUGGCUGCCGAAGACACCAAGGAAGCAAGGGGAGACCAUCUCGAAGGGGCACAAGAAUUAUGAGCUCAUGCUCAAUCUCCAGCUUGGGAUCAGGCAUGCUGUAGGAAAACAAAAUAUGGCUUCACUUGAUCUGAAAGCAUCAGCCUUUGACCCAAAAAAAAAGGUAUGGACAAAGUUUCCCCCUCAAGGAUCAAAACGCACACCUCCGCACCAAUCUUGUGAUUUCAGAUGGAAGGAUUACUGCCCAUUGGUUUUCAGGACACUCCGUAAGCUGUUCCAGGUCGAUGCAGCUGAUUAUAUGAUCUCUAUUUGUGGAAAUGAUGCCCUUCGAGAACUCUCGUCUCCCGGAAAGAGCGGAAGCUUCUUUUACCUGACCAAUGAUGACCGCUACAUGAUAAAGACAGUGAAGAAAUCUGAAGUUAAAGUGCUUCUAAGGAUGCUUCCAGCCUAUUAUAACCAUGUCCGUAAAUUUGAGAAUACUUUGGUCACCAAGUUUUUCGGUCUGCACUGUGUCAAGUUAACUGGAGCUACCCAAAGGAAGGUCCGCUUUGUUAUAAUGGGAAAUCUCUUCUGUACUGAGUUUGCCGUUCAUAGGCGGUUUGACCUAAAAGGGUCUUCCCAUGGUCGUGCAACCACUAAGCCAGAGUCGGAGAUCGACGAAUGCACUACUUUAAAGGACCUCGAUCUUAAUUUUAUAUUUCGAUUGCAAGGACCAUGCUUCCAAGAAUUUCAAAGGCAAAUAGAGAAGGACUGUGAAUUUCUUGAGGCGGAGAGGAUCAUGGAUUACAGUCUCUUGGUGGGCAUCCAUUUUAGGGGCCCCAAAGAGAUGCCUCUGUCUGAAGGUAAUGGUGGUGCUAAUAGCAGAAAAGAAGCUACAUCUCACCUUUCAAGAGCAGAUAUGGAUCAAUUUCUCUAUGAUUCGGCAAGGUUGGCUGUGAGCAGGCCAGGAGUGAACAUGCCAGCUAGGGCUGAACUGACAGUUCGAAAGAAUGACUGUGAACCCCAGCUGAUUGGAGAACCCACAGGGCAGUUUUAUGAUGUAGUCUUGAUCUUCGGCAUCAUUGACAUACUCCAAGACUAUGAUAUCAGCAAGAAACUUGAGCAUGCAUACAAGUCUAUUCAUUACGACCCGACUUCAAUAUCAGCUGUUGAUCCAAAACAGUAUGCAAAGCGCUUCCGUGAUUUCAUAUUCAGAGCUUUUACAGAAGACACCUAGAGCUUCUUAGCAGGAAGUGCCACCAUCAAUACCACAAACUUCAGAACAACCCCAUGGAAGCUGGUCAAGCUGAACCCGAGGCGCAUGACUUCUGGGCAUGUGUAUACUAUUUCAGUGACAACAUUCAGAAAGAUCCAGUGCUUCAGGAGUCAUGGAAGCCGCUUGAGAUUGGCUCGUGGCUUGGGAGGAGUUGCAUGUCUGUUAAACCAGCAUGGCUCUCUCCCUACGUAAAUACAAACAGAGAUGUAUGCAUUCCCUACAUAUUUGUCACUACAGGUAAUUCUUAAGUGUUUAUUGAAGGUAUAGAUAGAAAUUGUAACGAGGAGAGAGCACAAGCCAAUUAGGAACUGUAAAUGAUUUUACCUGAGGUAACAUGUAUCAGAUAUCAUUCUUUUCUGUAAUCAGUUUUGUUUUUUACAGAAACACUAGAGGAAUUUCUAGGAUUUUCAAUAUACUUGUACAGGAGGACUCAAAUUGAAACGACUUUGUGUCACAUAACUUAUAAUCUGCACUCAUGAGAUAAUACAAAAUCCUGACGUCGAUGGCAGGGUUCUUAAA